Messenger RNA from Lecanosticta acicola, 646 nucleotides. NCBI's taxonomy places the organism in Eukaryota, Fungi, Ascomycota, Dothideomycetes, Mycosphaerellales, Mycosphaerellaceae. The record is from the annotation of a GenBank genome assembly.
AUGGUAAGAACACUUCCCGCACAGCACAACCACGGCGGUGGACGAGCACUUCGAGAUGUCCGAUCUCGUGCCUGCACGAACCAGACGCGAUGCCACGAGCGCUUGCUUUCAAGUAUCUUAUUGUUCCUGAGCCUUGCUGAUGGCAAUGCCCCAAAGUCCUCUCCAAGACCUGCCUCUCCUGUCAACUCCCCUACGACCGGCUCGACGACUGCGCGCCCAGCUUCGAAGCCACCCGGUGGACCAGCAACCGCGAUCCGACGAAAGGCUGCGGCAGACCGAGCAGACAAGGUCGCAAAUGCACGGCCAACGAGCACGCGCUCUGCUGGCGCCGGUGGAAGCAGCAGCACAAUGUUGAGUACGUAAACGUACUCUAAACGUACUCCUGGGCAAGAUCAUGAGAAUGCGAGAAUGGGAGAAGUGGAGUCUUUGGUUAAGAUGCUGAUAUCGUGUGUUGUGAACAGGGCUUUACACGGAUGAAUCGCCCGGUCUCAAGGUCGACCCGUUUGUCGUGAUGGUGCUUUCGAUUGGUUUCAUCAUCUCUGUGGUGAUGCUUCACAGUAGGGACACCUUUUACCUUGGACCCUGCUAGGAAUCUGCUAACGGGUCCGCAGUCAUUGCCAAAUUCACCAAGCGAUUCUCUUCGUAG